AUGCACGGUGGAUCCGAUUCGGAUGUCGUGCAACACGUUCUGCGGAACAAGGCCGACUACUAUCGGAUUUUUAACUUACAGCGGACUGCUAACAAUGAACAAAUCAAGUCGGCCUACAAAAAGAUGGCCCUACGGUGUCAUCCAGACAAAAACAAGCACUCGCACGCCGUGGAGGCGUUCAAGAUAGUCGGGGAGGCUCAUUCCACUCUGAUUGAUCCCACAAAGCGCAGGAUCUAUGACCAGGUCGGCCCGGCGGGUGUACAGCAGCACGAGCGAACUGCAGGGCGGCGGCAGUACGCAGCACACCCGGGCAGGGAUGCUUUCGCGCGAAACGGCGUCCCCGCCGGCGCGCGCGACUUCUUUGAGGAAUUCUUCUUUGGCAACGGUGGCUUUCAGCAGUAUCAGCGAAACUACUAUACCAAUGUCCCGCAGGGCGGAUUCCCUGCGGGGGGGAGGGGGGUCAACCUCGAAGCCGACUCUAGCCAAAGUAUUCUCAUGAUAAUUCCUAUUGCCAUUUUCUUGCUUUUGGCCUUACUUUUGCAGAGCAACUUCAUGGACUUUAGCUCUCCUGAUGUCAACUCCUACCGCAACGGACAUCAAGGCAAUACCCCUUCCUUUAGUCUCACACCAUCUCAGGUGGAUGAUCACAUCGUUAGACGUGUAACUUCUCUACACGGUAUUCGGGUUCCCUAUUAUACGACACAGCGAUGGGAUGAAGUGACAAAGCGCCGAAAAGAUAUACUUCGGGAAAUGGAGCGAGAUGUAUUGAGGAGGCAAGAAAGAUAUCUAGGCAAUCUCUGCGAGGCGGAGAAGAUAAAGUAUCGUUCACUUGGACGUAAAGAUAUCCCUGAUGUCUGUACAGAGUAUCAGGAACUCAGGAGAGCGUUGGGCGGUUAG
Phytomonas sp. EM1 is the source of this 897-nucleotide messenger RNA. Lineage: Eukaryota; Euglenozoa; Kinetoplastea; Trypanosomatida; Trypanosomatidae. The record is from the annotation of a GenBank genome assembly.